ACAUUCCCAGAAUUCAUCAUUCAAAAUGUCAGCCUACGUCAAAAUCGAAAACAGAACAGCAAUUUCUUAAUUUCUUCUGCGUAUUUCUGAAGAUCUGGGAAGAUCGCUGCACGGGAAAACGCUAAAAUGCCCUGUAUUAUGUGAUUGAUUGCCUGGGAGAGAAAAAAUUACAAUGGCGACAGCGGUUUUGCAGUGCUCUAGAAGUCAACUGGACACGUUUUUGCGUGGCGAAGAGCUGUGCAACAAAUUUCAUGACCUCUUCCGCAUUCGCGAUGACAGCCCAAAUAGAAAAAAGGUUGACAAGAAAAAGAACAAGAAGAAGGGGAAGAGCAAAGCCAAAGAAAGAAAUAAGAAGCGUGAGGGAAGCCCUGAUAUUCCCGAUGCCCAGUUCCUGUCAGUGGAGCUUCAGGGCAAUGCUUCAGGCUUCAACGUGUACGCCAGUGUCCGGCAGUCUGUCCUGGAGCAGUGUAUGCGAGAUACAGCCCGGCUGUACCGACUCGCCACAACCACACAAACGUCAGACUCGGAAACUGAUGAUGACAAUGAUGACAAGAACAAAGAUUCUGCAAUCAAAAUACCAAAGAUCGUUGGCUUGGGCUUGAAUGGAGUGUUUGAGCUGGUCCGUGAGACAAGACACAAGUACCCUGACCUGUGUGUGAAGGCCCUGAAGGCCCUGCUUGACCUGCUACAGGGCCAGCAGCCAGAAGGCAUGAAGUGUGAACCACCAGAUGUUGUUGAGAACCUGUACAACUUGCUGAUGGAGAUAGCGACCAAUGUUGGCUCAGACAUCGUGUUUGAUGGUCAGUCACUGACAGCUCUUGCCUGUUCUGCUCUCAUCAGUCUCACCAUUGCUCUGGGAGACACAGGGAAGCUGUUGAAGGCUGUCAAGGCUCUGCUGAUGAGCCCCUCGUCACUGGCCUCUCAAGAUAUACUGGUGCCAGGAAUCCUGACUUCACUACAGAAGAGUGUGCAGGCCGUGUUACUGGGAAAAGCACAGCUGCCAGACUGGUUCAACAGUGGGGUCAAAACAAAGUCCCACUCUCACAAGUUCAACAUACCUGACUUGAAAAAUAGUGAAAGUACAGUGGAGAACAGUGCUGUGGCUAGUGAUGGAAGAUACCUGUAUAUACUCAAUAAGAAGGGACUGUUUAAGAUAGGGACUGGAUAUGGAGGAACAAUCAAGGGUAAUGUCUACAAACACAAAGAGAACUUCCCUGUCAACAGGACUGUGUGGCUUGCCUUCAGUGGGGGUAAACUGCUGUGUCGAUCUGACAACAACUCCUCCCCCGGCCUGUGUGUCAUCAACAGAGACAGUCUAGAAGUGAAAGCACCAUGUGAUUUGGAUGGUCACACCAUUGGACAGAGUGUGUUGUUCAGUGAUGGAGAGAGCAUAGGUCAAAUUGCACCCGCAAAAGAUCAGGACAGCUUCGUGGUGCGCACGUUCAGUCCGGACAAGAGUCCCAUGUCUGUCCUGAGUGAAAUCCCCCUGAAACUCACACGCAAGUGCAUGGAUGUGUUUGGCAGUAACUCUCUAGACCCGGAGGUGGAAAGGAGAUUUAUCCAUACAGGAUUUGAUGAAGACAUAGCCUCAGUCAGCACGGGUAAGGAGUUCACCUUAAUCCGAACUGUAGGAGGCAAGUUGUUGUACAGUGGCAAGUCAGCAGCCCUGGGUAUCAAGCAGGGUGGCCCCUCCCAGGGGAAGUGGGCGGAGCUCCCUAUCACCAAGAGCCCUAAGAUAAUCCACCUAGCCGUGGGGCAUGAUGGACAACAUGCUCUCAUGGUGUCGGAGGAUGGGGGCGUGUUCUUUGUUGGCACACCAAGGAGGGGGGAGGAUGGAGAUUCAAGUUUGUCCAAAAACCGAAGACAACCAAAACCAGUAAAACCAAAGAAGAUGAUCCGCCUAGAGUCGCGGUCGGUGGUGUACGCGGCCUGCAACAGUGGCAGCAGUGCUGUAGUCACCAAGGAAGGCGAGGUCUACAUGUAUGGAAAGGACACCGCACAUUGUGACCAUGCUAGUGGUCAUGUGACUGACCUGAAGGAUGUGAUAGUGACCCAGAUUGCCCUGGGCAAGGCCCAUGCUGUGGCCCUCACAAACAAGGGGCAGAUCUUCACCUAUGGAAUCAACAACAAGGGGCAGUGUGGCCGGGACUUCAACCCAGGGCCUCCAGAGAAAGUGACAAGCAGCAAUGUGAUGAUGGCAGAAGAGGAGGAGGAAGUGGAGAAUGAUGAUGCUCUGUGUGGACCAGGCAAGCACCGAUGGAAGCAGGAUCAAUGUAUGGUGUGCACUGUGUGUGGGGAGUGCACUGGCUACGGCGUCAGCUGCAUCAACAGCAACAGAGUGGACCGCAACCCUGGCAUGCCGUGUGGGUGUGGUGGAGACUCAGGGUGUGCUGAGUGUGGGGCAUGUCGUGUGUGUGCUGGGGAAAAGCUGGAGCUUGAAGAGUUAGAUGAACGAGGAUUACUUGAGGUCUUUGCUAAAGAUGGACCAGUCCGUGUUUCAGCGAGUAGGCAGGGGGUGCGACAUGUGGAGCAGUUGGGCAAACGUCUGGAGCAGAAGAUCGAGUUACGGAAAGCUCAGCAGAAACUAGUCAAGGAGAAGAGACAACGGGAAGGUGGCAGUGAUCCAGAGGCAGAGAACAUCAAGCUGGUGAGUCUGCCGCCCCUGGAGGUGCAGAUUGGUGCGGGGGACGUGCAGGUGACGCAGAUAACUUGUGGUCAGCACCACACUGUGGUGAUGCUACAGAAUGGAGAUGUGUACACGUUCGGCAGCAACCACCAGGGUCAGCUUGGACUAGGAGACACUGGAGUCAGAGGCAGCCCCAGCAAGGUGCCCCUUCCUCUGUCCGCAGUCCAGGUGGCAGCAGGCAGCUAUCACUCAGUCAUAUUGCUAACCAGCGGUCAAGUCUACACAUUUGGCAACUAUCAGAAAGGAGCACUUGGUCGGAUGGGGCCUGAUGAGGGUGGAGUGAAGAGCAAGAAGGGACCAUGGUACUCCAUCCCUGGACCAGUUCCUGGAGUUGGUUCAAGAUUUGGUCGUCGAGCCACAUGGAUAGGAGCCAGUGGGGACCAGACUUUCAUGAGGGUGGAUGAGUCACUGAUAAAUGCUCACACCCUCGCCCGCUCAAACCUGUUCGCUAGUCAGACAUGUAUAGGUUUGAUUCCGAAGGGCGAGGACAGUACAGCCAUAAUGAAAUGUUUGAUGAUUAGCAAAGUGGAUGGAAGUUGUAAGAGCUUCAGCGGCUCGGAACAGGUGGACUUGAGUGACCAGGCAGUAUGUCUUGACCCUGUCUAUGAUCUUCUCUGGGGAUACUGUCCAAAGACCCAGGAAGUGAACUGCUAUAAUGUCCUGGUGACAGAGUCACAUGACCUGCAGAGUGUUGAUCCGGGUUACUGUGACCUGUUCAGCCCUGAGUUGGCCGUCCCAACCAGGAUGGGGUGCCAUGCCACUCGCUCGCAUGCAGCUCUACAUAUGCUGGGAUCCCUGGACACCCUGACGACAGCCCAUCUCCUGAAUAUGACUGUGAUAGAGGAGGCUCGCGAGAAGCAGUCCACUUCAAAGAUAUACACUAGGGAGGACUACUCCAUCAUCAACAGAUUUGAAAGCCAUGGUGGAGGGUGGGGGUACUCGGGCCACUCAGUCGAGGCCGUCCGCUUCAUGUGUGAUACAGACAUUCUGCUGGGAGGAUUUGGACUCUUCGGAGGGAGAGGAGAGUACUUUGGUAGGAUAAAGAUAUUUGAACUGGGAGCCGAUGGAGGAGAAAAUGAGACAGACGGAGAACUGAUUGCAGAGACGGAGGAAGUGCCAUUUGAAUGUGGAGCAAGGGAGAAGUAUGCCAUGCUGUUUGACGAGCCUGUCCACCUACAGGCCAACAACUGGUAUGUGGCCUGGGCACGUAUCUCUGGCCCCAGCAGUGACUGUGGUUCCAGCGGACAGCCCUCGGUCACCACAGAUGACCAAGUUGUUUUUAAGUUCAAGAGCUCCAAGAAGUCAAACAAUGGCACUGAUGUAAAUGCUGGGCAGAUUCCACAGUUGCUGUACAGAUUGCCAUCCCGGGACAGUCCGAGUGUCAUCAGGAGGACGGAGCUAGUGGAGCCUGCACAUGUCCUCAGCCAGGACUUUGCCCACUCCGUCACACCGCUGUGUUUCGAGUCCCUGCUACGGCUGCUGGAGUGGGGCUGGACAACCUUCCACACAGCCAUCAGUGAGAUUGACGGUCUCAAGGGAGCUAACUAUAAAGCUGCUGCAUCAGACCUACAGCGUCUUGUCUACAUCUGCCGUGCAUGUCUCCGCCUCAUACGCAUCUACGUCAAUGAGGUCUACCCAGAUGGAGUGACCAAGAAGAAAUACCCCUUGGAGACCUCUUCAAUGGCUGAACGUAUUGGUGACACGAGAGACCUUUUGAGACGCAUCCUAGCCGAGGAGGUUCACAUGGUGAAGUUUGCUGUCUACCUUCGUGAACCACCGAGCGUGUCAGCGUUCCAAAACCUGAAGGAGGAGAUCCUGUACGAGUGUCAUCAGACUUUCCGAACAUGCUUCCAUGCGUUCUACCCGACAGGAACGCUCAAGUGGUGGUGUCUUUGUGACCUCCUGUGUCAAGCAGAACCCGGUACCUCCAACGUUUGUGGGGUGGGGCGACUGUUAGCGGCAGUGAUGGAGGCCAUGUGUCACCCUGCCAUCAAGCUCACCAACAUCAUGCCCAUCAACUGUGAACCCGAGGCAGAGGAGAUACUACGUCGGCAAUCACUCUGCAUGGACGACAACACCAACAGUGCUGCCCGACUUGGAGAGAUGCACAAGUAUCCCCUUCUGGCCAGUCAUAUGAGUUACAGAAUGGAGAUUGACAGCAUCACUGGCGGUAGUCACAUCUCCUUCAAGGAGGUGCUGGACCGGCUACUCCUCAUUGGGCUCCCUGUCAGGCAGGCAUUAAGCAAGGAGAAAUCUGUCUUCCCUUCGUCACUUGUUGCUAAUACUUGUGCACUGCUUGUAACCAUCAUCAGUGAACUUGCCGCGUCAUCCACGGGAUUGGAAAUUGACCUUAGCACCACGUCUCGUCCAAUGCUUGUGACACCAAACCGAUUCACGCGAACCAGCCAGAGUGCGUACUGGAAUGCUGGGAAUGGAAGUCCAGAUGCUGUGGCCUUCACAGUUGACCGACCGGGCAUCGUGGUGGCCGGAGUAUGCGUGUAUGGGGGCGGAGGACAUUACGAGUAUGAGGUGGAACUUCUGGAUGAGCAAGGUGAAGGUCAAGAAGAUGUGUCUCACACACAGAGGUGGAACAGUCUGGAGAUUGUGCGUGGAGCUUACACCCCUGAGGACUGUGUGAAUGACAUUGCUGAGAUCAAGUUUGAUAGGCCAGUUCCCAUCAAGCUAGAUGUAUAUAUUCCAGCACCCCAGGAUGGUGAGCACUAUCACCAGACCACCAAGAAUCUGGCAGAGCUUCAGGCCAGGAAGAAUGCCAUUGACAUCACUGGUGCCAUCUGUAGGAUGACCACAGACCUCCUUCACCGAUCACACUCCUUGCAUGCGGAGGAGGUGUGUGAUGUCAUUGGAAAGUCCCAUCUCUUCUCAUCCCUGCUUCCCCUGUCAUUGGCCUAUGUCGGGCCUGUCGCUGCUCAGGAUCCCAGAGGGGCAGUGCAGGUGCUGUACCUGAUCCAGGAGAUUCUGCCAGCAGUUGUGACGCUCACCAAGAACCUGGUGCCGUUACCACUGAGCAACUCGGCCGUGUUUGACUCCAGCGUCGUGGAGAACAGCCAGAGCACCACCUCCCAGCACUAUGCAGUGGUGGAGAGUGAUCACCCUUACAAGCCAGCCACUGUCGCCAACUACAAGGUGGAGUUCCCGCCCUGUGUCAGGUGGAUUGUGCUGGAGUUUGACCCCCAGAGUGCCACAGCUCAAGUUGAGGACUCGCUACAGUUGUAUGUGCUGGGCAGACCUCAAGGGGAGCCAACUCUGACCAAGGUGACAGGGGUCACGAACUGUGAUGAUCAGGACAUUAAACAGACUCACUGGCCAGUUCUGAAGAAAUUCUAUGGUCACAACAACUGGCCCAAACAGGCAGUCAUACUCCCUGGCAAUGAGGUGGUGUUUUGUUUAAGGCUGGAUUUUGUCCAAAUGGUACCUCAGGACUAUGUGAAGGAUGAAAAGGCAUCGUUCUAUGGCUUUAAGUGUACAGUCAUUGGGUAUGAGCUGGCAUCUAAGCCAGAGGAGAGUGUGCAGCAGUUGGAGAGGGAGCUGAGUUACCUGGGUGGGAUGUGUGCCACAGCUCUCAUGAGGAGGGACGUUGCUCUACCUCCAGUUACUAUGGAGGAGCUGGAUGAAGAGAUGGACAUGAUAGAAGAAGGAGCUCAACUGGUGUUCAACUCCCACAGUUCGCUGCUAGGGAAGGGCUUCGCUCUGUCUCACCCACCCACCAUCAUGCAGGCCCUGGAGGGCAACCUGCCAUUCUGCUGGCAGUCCAACGAGCGAGCGUUCCUCAAGGACUUUGUGUCCUGCACACCUGGCACUAGUGGAGGCAGACUUGCCAGAUGGUUGCAGCCUGACUCCUACCUGGACCCAAAGCAGUGUGAGAUCGUGUGUAACAAGGAGGAGCUCAAGUGUAGCUGGCCUGCCGUCGUCACUGUCCUCACUAAGGAUCAGUACGGACAGCUUGUCAACGUGCAAGACCUCAGGAUUGAAGUGAAGGCGGUGCCUGUCGACCAGAAGGACACUACAGGAGAUGACAUGAAGAAGAUGAGACGACUGAGUCGUCCCGAUGAAGGUGACCUCACAUUUGGAGGUCUACCCCCGCCAUCACUUGACACUCCUUACGAAUCCACCUUCAAAGACAGAAAGGACAUUUUCCACUCUAUAACCAUCAUGAAGGCCUAUGAGAACUACUCAUUUGAGGAGCUGAGGUUUGCUGCCCCGGCUGUGCCCCGGCCGAGUGAGAACAUGCUGGUCCGUGCCAACAACGAUGGGACAUUCAGUGCCAACUGGACACCGGGCUGUGUGGGCUUCUACAACAUACACGCCACCAUUGAUGGGUUUGAAGCAGGUGAUGUAUACAAGGUGGAGGUGAAGGAACCCCCCCAGGGAGUCCCCCCUCCCUCACAGCACGCCAAGAAGGCCCACCAGCCCAGCAGGAUGCGGAAGUUUGUUGGGAAGUGCAGUGCUGGUCUGAGGGUGCGAGUUCACCCCACCCUCCAGAGUGAGCAGAUAGGUGUGGUCAAGCCUGGUGGGGUCAUCUCCUUCAUUGACGAGAUCCACAACGAUGACGGCGUGUGGGUGAGGCUGAGCCCGGACUCCAUCAAGGAGUGGUGCGUCAGUGGCUACACAGAGGCAUGGUGUCUUCAGUACAACCAGCAUCUAGGCAAGGCGCUCCUUGUACCUGUCGAGGAACCCAAGUCCAUCCUGGAUGAGAUGGUCAAGGAAGCCAUACAGAGGAAGCUCCCGGAGUAUGUGAGGGACAUCUUGCCCAGGCCACGCAGAGGGCCUGGGGUGUACCAAGUGGUGAAGUGUGGAUCAUUUGGCCACAACAUCCGCAGUCGCCCUAACCUGAAGGCAACUCCCAUCGGCAUGCUGACACUGGGGAAGAGGCUGACUGCCAUUGAGGAUGCAACUAAUAUCGACGGCACCUGGGUGAAGCUGGAUGUGGAGAGUGUUGAGCAGUACUGUCACAGUAGUGAGACAGAGGCGUGGUCACUGGCCGCAGGGAAGGACAGCAUCGUGUUUCUCCGUCAUGAGUCCGAGGUGGGGCCGGUCGGGAAGGACCCUUUCUCCUUCAACACCCUGCCAGUCACAUCAUCACGUGGCUUCGACUUCUCCGGAGCACACUGUCACUCAACCAGCCUCCCCAGCUUCAGUCUCAAGAGUGACUUCACUCUAGAGAGCUUUCUUCAUCAUUUUCAAGCAGGCUUCGCCCCUAGAAGCACCACAACCUCCUUUGCAUUUGGGCAUCCAGAAGCUGCAGCAAGUGUACCAAUGUUCGGUCAGUCCUCUGCUGGCGCCACCGCCAGCCCCUUUGAACCUGUGACGCUUGUAGUAGACUCAGCAGGAGACGAAGCCCAGUCUUCGAGCGGUGGACCUUUCACAUCUACACCAAUGACGACGAGGAGAAUGCCGCAGCCAGUCAAAGCGUACUCCAUGCCGGACCGACGUGCACCACAGACGGCCUACCUUGAACGCCAAGCUGCCGAUCUUGGCAUGAUUGGGAAGGGGAGAGAUGGGAGGGACCUGCCCCCCGAGCUGAUGGGUGUGUCUGUCAGGGAACUAGUCAAGGCUCUAGGUGAAAGUCGAGCCAAUGGUAAUGGCCCUACCCCCAACCCUUCCCCUCCGGGCUCUCCAAAGAAAACCUCACGCAGCUCAAGUCCAAAGCCACCCAGUGACUCAGGUUCUCCCCGAUCAGGCUCCCCAGCUAUGCGUGACAGGGACAGCCCCCGCCCAGGGGACUCCCCGCGGGGGACACUGCAGAAGGAGGAAGCCUUCAAGACCCCACCUGGUAGCCCCAUACCUAUGAGGAGCACUCGGGGCAAGCUCCAGAAGGAUCAUUCCUUUGACAAGAACAUCUCCCCUCCUGUGACACCUCCUCCUGUGAGAAAGGAGUUGCCUCAAGUACCCACAGCUCCAGAGGGGCGGGUCAAGGUACCCCCAGUGAAGGAUGUGCCUGCAUUACCAACAGUUCCACCCCCAGGAGCAUCAGGGUGUGGCAGCCCGAGAUAUGCUUCGCCAGUAAGAGGAGGCAGCCCACAUCGGAGGGUAGCCACAGGAAGUCCUCAACUAGGAGCAAGUGCUGCUGGGAUAGUUCGGCCUGGCAGUCCUGGACAGAAUACCCCACAGAUGGCUGGAGCGUUCAAUAUAGGAUCAUCAUCACCAAAAGAUGAGGCUAUAAGGUUGUCACCUAAAGCAAAUAGGAAGGAUCGAGGUCGGCAGCUGAGGACCAAGCGAGAAAGGGCUUCAUCCCCAUCUCCUCGUGAUAUAAAUCCUUUGAUGAGGUCACGGUCAUCUUCAGCCUCCCAGAUUCUGGAUCGACCACGUGACCCGGUCAAGGAAGCCUUGUCUCCGUCAGUGGCCGAGUGUCUCCGGGCAGUGUUUGCUGCAUUCAUGUGGCACGAGGGCAUUGUCCAUGAUGCCAUGGCAUGUGCUUCCUUCCUCAAGUUCCACCCCGAUCUGCCAAAAGAAAUGUCCAAAUUUGUGAAAGAGAAGAAACAGGAGAAGAUCCGAGUUCGUCAUGCGACAGACUCCAGCAAAGAUCUUUCAAAGGAAAAGAAGAAGGAUAAUAUUAAUGAGAGUAGAGUUAGGUUUAAUCUUGAGCCUCAGAUCAAAGACAUCAGUGAAACAGAGCUGCUGAAGGGGGAGAGGGCAUCAACUCCCAUUCGUCCCCCGAUCGCAAGAGUCAAAUCUGAAGGGGACAAGUGGAAGCUGGAGGCAAAGGAACGAGAUGAAGUUCGGGACAAGGAGGACAAGGAACUUCCGCCAACCAUCCAGCAUCUGGUAUACUUCUGGGAGGAACUGUCCACAUCCGUCCUCAAAGUCAUAGGCCAAGACCUCAUUCUUCCUAGUCCUGCUCAAGCUGUGAAGAUGAAGAAGGCCGAGAAGAAGGAUAAAGAAAAGGAUAAGGAAAAGAAGAGCAAGAAGCGGAAAGAGGCAAAGGCUGUUGCCAAGGGGAAUCUGUUUGGUGAUGCAGUUGCUGGGAUGUUUGGUGGUGGAGGUGGGGAGAGGGAGACGUUGUGCGAACUUUGUGGAGGGUCCUUCCCCCACCCGGUUACAUAUCACAUGAGGCAGAACCACCCUGGUUGUGGACGGCAUGCCUGUGGGAAGGGGUAUAACAGUGGGGGGAACUUCUGUGGCGGCUGGGCGGGAAACUGUGGAGAGGGAGGCAUUGGCGGCAGUAGCUGGUACCUCAUGUGUGAUAAGUGCAGGGACAAGUACCUCCGUGACAAAAAAAACUCUCAGAAGGAAAAGGAUAAAUCAAAGAAAGUGAAGAGGAAAUCAAUGCUCUCAAAACAAGCUACCUUGGUGUCACCUCAAGAGGGUCAUAUAGUGUUGAAAAACAAUGCUAUGUUUCUCUUAGACCUGGCAAGUGCCUCUGGCUUUACCCUACCCAAACAUCACAAAAAACCCCACUCCCGUGCCGACAUGAUCCUUCCCAGUGUCAGUGAAGACCUUGGGUCAGAACUAGAACCCUUCCCUCCUGUUCCCUUCCAGUAUCUGGUCCAGCAGAAUGCCCAGAAUGCUGACUCAGCUUUCGCAGAGGAUAUUUUGAUCGAUGACGAAGAGAGGGUGUUUGUGAGGUCAGGGUCACUGAGCAUAGCAAACAGGAGAACAAUUUCAUACAGACCAAGGUUGCCAACAGAACCACGACAUAGUCCGUUGGCAAGGUCAGGGUCACUUGGGCAGGAUGUGCGGCCAUUCUCACAGUACUCGCCACCAGGACCAGUGGACCCCAGCAUGAAUGUGUCUGGUGAAGCUAAGGCGGUGGUGAAGAGUGCUGGAACAAGUCCAGACAAUGAACAAGAGCACUUCAAGAAGAUCUUCCACCGCAGUAUAUCAGAGAUCUCCUCCGAUGAUGAGAACAGUCAACAGGGGGCCCACAACAGGGCCAUGGCCAGGAGGAGAAACAACAGUGGAGGAGUCGGAGAUGGAGGGAUGUCAUUAUUGAAGCAUCCAUCAGCAGCCAUGACAAAGCUGAUCAACUCGGUGGACCGGAGUGGAGCACCCUCGGGUAACGGAGAACGUGCGCUACAGCGGCCUGUGAUGGAGUUCAUCAUCCAGAGACAUGACCUGGACAGUUUGCAGCUGGCCAUGAGACAAGCACUGCGCAAGGCAUCAUGUCGUGUGUUUGCCAUGCAGGCCUUCAACUGGCUGCUGCGUAGUGUGGUGCAGCAGGUGUGCCUACAUGACCUCUUCUGGUUCUUCACGGUGUCUCUCAUGCCUCCCGUGGAUGAGGAGGAAGAGGAGGAAGAACAGGUCAAGGAGAAGAAGGACGUCAAGAAGGACCAAGAGGAUGUACCUAUGUGUGAACACCCGCUGUCAGACAUCACUAUCGCAGGGAAAGCAGUGGCCCCCUUCCCUGAGACCUUCCACACCUUGCUACAGACCAUCUCUGAUGUCAUGAUGCAGUUACCCCUUGGGUCCUCUCUACAGAGGAUGGGAGUGUGUUGCUACUGUCUGGAGUUCACACAGUCAGACCACCAGUUCCUCCAUGAGAGUCACGUCUUCAGCAACAUCAGCCGCAUCCUCAGCAAGUCAGAUGAGGAGUCGGAGGAGAUUAGUAUAGAUGCCUCACAGCUUGGUUUCAAGGUGUCCUGUUUACGGGACCUCACAGGAUCAGCGGAAAUCAAAGCCUCAAGUCGACAAGCAAUGAUUGCCAGUCUAACAGAUAAUUCUACAGAAACAUUCUGGGAGAGUGGGGAUGAGGACCGAAACAAACUGAAGCUGAUCAACAUCACAUGCUCCAACAAGUCCGACCCAAGGAUGGUGUACGCUCAUAUCGACAACACAAGAGAUAUUGGGAACAAGGUGUCGGUGGUGAACUUCAGUGCUGGAACCUGUCCAGAAGACAUGAAGAAAGUCAGACAGGUGGAGCUGGAGCCUCGCCAUGUGGGUUGGGUGAGCUGUGCUCUGCAGGAGACCCAGUGCCGCCACCUGCAGAUGGAGAUGAAGGGCUCGGACCAGAGCCUCCGUGUGCGGCAGGUCAAGGUGCUGGGCAGCCAGGACGAUGAGGACAUCUAUCUCCCUGUCAAGAAGACGGCCAUGGACCUGCAGGAAUACAACUGUGAGGCAGAGACUCUUCGAGUGUUCAGGAUACUCACCUCACAGGUGUUUGGUCGGCUGAUCUUCACGGAGAAGGAGAACGACGAUGAUGUGGAGGGGAAGAAGGAUGUGUCCGAUGCCCUGGAUGUGGACAAUGACCUGAAGGAACACAUGGUGGGAAUACUCUUUAGUCGCAGCAAGCUGUCACACCUGCAGAAACAGGUGUGUUCCCACAUCGUGCAGGGAAUCAGGAAGGAGGCUGCUCGUAUCCGGGAGGAGUGGGAGAGUUCCCUCACACACGUCACUCGGGAGAUCCUGGAUAUAGACAGGUCAUCGGAUGUGUACUGUUUUGAGUUGUUGUCGAUGGUGCUGGCACUGAGCGGGUCGAAUGUGGGGCGGAUCUACCUGGCCCAGCAAUAUGGCCUCAUACAGGACCUGUUUGGCCUCCUUCACACUGCCACACCCAGGAUACAGAGACAGGUUACCUCAGUGUUGCGACGAGUAUUGCCAGAGGUGAAGCCUCAGAUCUUGGCUAAGAUCUUGUCCAUCCCUGCCCUGCCUCCGGUAGACUACAGCAUCGUGUCGGUGGCAACCCGUGAGGAGGGAGACGCCAACUUUAACCCAGACACCCCAGGAAUCCUAGAUGUGUUCCUUGCCUGUAUCAGCAAGGCCCUUGAUGUUCAGACCAAGGUGAAGAGCAGUGGUCCACACAAGGGCGUCACCACUCGCACACUGUCAGAAAGUCUACAUGAUCAACCAUCGACUGAGCCACAUGGUGCUCGGUGGUGGAUGAGAGGACUGAUGUCUCCGGCACUGGCUGGCACCAUUAUUUCCCUCAUACAGGACAUGGCGGCGGGCAAGUUAUCUGAGACGUGGGCUGCAGUGACAAAGGCAGCUAUUGCUGAGGCCAUUUUGAAUUUGACCAAACUGGAUGAACCCCACAGAGCACCUGAAACCUGUGUGAAAACACCAACACUGUGGUUGGCCGUGUCCUCCCUGUGUGUGCUGGACCCGGACCAUGUGGAGCGGCUGUCGUCUGGAGAGUGGGUGGCCAGUCCUGACGGUCAACAUGGUCAGCCCAGGCCGACGUGUGAUAACCAUGACGAUGGGGUGACUCCAGCCAUCAUCCUGUGUAGCGAGUGCGGGAACUUGUGUGCUGACUGUGACCGCUAUCUCCAUCUCCAUCACAGGACUCGAACACAUCAGAGACAGGUGUUCAAAGAAGAGGAAGAAGCUAUCAAAGUGGACCUCCAUGAAGGGUGUGGUCGGACAAAACUCUUCUGGGUGAUGGCUCUAGCUGACUCAAAAACACUCAAAGCCAUGGUGGAGUUCAGAGAAGGCAAGGUGUCCAACACUGCUACAGUGGGCCCUGGCACCUGCAGGUUCUGUGGCACCACCAGCAACACAGGGAUGCUGGCUAUAGGCAAUGUGUGCUCCGAUCCUGACUGCCAGGAACACGCCCGCAACGCCUGCACCAAGGUGCUGACAUGUGGCCACCCCUGCUGUGGCAUCAAGAACGAGGACCCGUGUCUGCCGUGCCUCCGAGGGUGUCAGUCUGCCAACCAGCCCCCACUGAAGCAGGACUCAGAUGACAUGUGCAUGAUCUGCUUCACCGGGCUGUCGGCCUCUCCUGCCAUACUGCUGAAGUGUGGGCAUGUCUUCCACAUGCACUGUGGCAAGAAGAUCCUGGAGAAACGCUGGAUUGGUCCACGCAUCACGUUCGGCUUCUCGCUCUGCCCAAUCUGCAAGAACAACAUUGAGCAUCCAGUGCUGAAGAGCCUGCUGGACCCCAUCAGGGAGCUGUUUGAGGAUGUGAGACGGAAGGCCCUGAUGAGGCUGGAGUAUGAGGGCCUGCACAAGGCCGAGGUCAUCACCACUCGAGGGGCUCGAUUCUUUGGGGACCCUGCUGGAUUUGCCAUGGACAGAUAUGCUUACUAUGUCUGCUUUAAGUGCAAGAAGGCCUAUUAUGGGGGUGAGGCGAGAUGUGACGAGCAGGCUGGUGGUGGUGGGGAUGACUAUGACCCCCGGGAGCUGGUGUGUGGAGGUUGCUCGGACGUGUCCAGGGCUCAGAUGUGUCCAAAGCAUGGAACAGAUUUUCUGGAGUACAAAUGUCGUUACUGCUGCUCUGUGGCCGUCUUCUUCUGUUUUGGGACAACCCACUUCUGUAACGCAUGCCAUGAUGACUUCCAGAGGGUUACGAACAUCCCGAAGACAGACCUGCCCAACUGUCCUGCAGGUCCUCGUGGGAAGCAGAUUGAAGGAGACGAGUGCCCUCUCCAUGUACAACAUCCACCCACUGGGGAGGAAUUUGCUCUUGGAUGUGGUGUGUGUCGAAAUGCACAUACAUUCUAGAUAAACUGUGCAUUAUUUCGCACAUACUUAGGCGAUUCGUAUGUCGUACUACACAUACGCUCUAGUUGAGACGUGAAGUGCAAUGUUCUAGAUGUGUGUUCUAAUUCACUUACACUCUAGACGUGGCAAAGAAUCAUACAUUCUUAACUUUGAAACUUGUUUUUAUUGCUGUACAUAUGGAAGCUGUCAGUGUUUGUCGUCAUCCAAGAAAGAACCAUACUCAAAUACUGAGGAGACUAGUCCCAAGUCAUCCGAUAUACUGGAUGGUACGAUGGCUCAUCGUGGAUGUAUACCGAAUGCUUGCUGUAGAAUCAGGACCAGGUGUUAGUGCUCUGCCCACAAAGAAAUCAACCAAAAGUGCAAUCCAUAUUUGACACUGAGAAACCUUUAUCUUUGUUGGCCAGGUCAUUGCAGAUUUUAUUCGCUUCAAGGCAUGAAAUGAUAAGUAAUAUCCAUUUGUUUUUUACGAUGAUGAUAAUAUCCGAGAUAAUAUUCACAGAUGUAAGUAUAUGUAACAUCAGUGAUAUAUAUAUAAUGAGAUCAUAAGUCAAUGAUCAAAAGUUCUGAUUGAGAGACGACAAAAUCAACUUCAUCUUGUAUCCACUUAUAGACAGUUAUAGGAACUGUUUGAAAAGUGCUAACUAGCCCUGCAGCAUCUAGAGGUGGUCCUGCUCUAGAAACAAUGCUGAGUAGAAUUGUCAGUAUUUGCAUCAGUGAGUGCUCAAAGUUGGGGUAUCAUGCUUUGCUACUUUCUCAAAAUAUAUCCCUUGGUCGCUGUCUGUAGAUGUCCCUCGUACAAACCAAAACUGCAAAUUUUGCAUAAUGGGGAAUUUAAAUUUGCUGUUAGAUAUUUUACACUCACAUAUGUUGUAUCCAAGCUUAAACAGUACAUUUUAAUAUUCCAUUGUUUUAACAUGCCUGGUUCAAGUCUAUUAACAAACAUAGUUUGUUUGGAUGAGAGUGGGUGUGUCAAUUGUACAUAGAUAUGAUGAUAUAGUUCAGUGUCUGUUGCUCCAGUGUCGUGAGUUGUGUGCGUCUGUGUAUGUACGUGACUGGUGUUCAGACAGUUUGAGAGGGUUUCAUGGCGUUGGCUACCAACGCCACAAUAGGGAAAUGUCAUGUUUUUUGUCUGUCUUGUAAGUAUCUGAAACCUCAAAUGCUGUGAUACAGGGAUGUCUCAUCCUACCAAUUAUCUUUUCAAUAAAGAAUAUAAUGUU
Molecule: messenger RNA, 15300 nt
Organism: Haliotis rubra (blacklip abalone)
Lineage: Eukaryota; Metazoa; Mollusca; Gastropoda; Lepetellida; Haliotidae
Product: E3 ubiquitin-protein ligase MYCBP2-like
Cellular component (GO): nucleus
Source: RefSeq, a predicted model, not a curated record